AUGCCAUCCUUGUCCGAUACACUCGAAUCGCUCUCAUCACGAACAUCCGAAUUAGCCUAUCUGACUACCCUCAAUUCCCGUGGGGCAGGUAAAUUCACCCAAGCCUAUCUCAACUUACCUUCUUCGUCUUCGUCCUCUUCGAGUGGUGUUAGAAGGAACGGGAAUGUAUUGGAGUUGAUAAGAGACUCGAACGAUGGUGAAAGGAGGUUAUUCAAGUUCGUUGGUGAAUCCAAUUCGCUAGGUGAAGGCGGGAAUAAAAGAGUAGAGAAGAGGGAGAACGUCUUGGUGACUCCCCUUAAACAACUCAAGUCUCAUUCUCAGUCGUAUGCUGGAGGUAAAGGUAAAUCAGUUGAGGGAGGGGGAAGAGAUGAAGUUGAGAUUGUGUUGAGGACGGCUAUGAAGUUGGUCGAUGAUUAUCGACCGAUGCCCAGAGCUAGAGCACAUAUAGCAAACUUAAUUGACUCACAUCAUUCCUCCCAAGAGAGAUUAAUCGAGUUAGAAAGAUUGAUCGAAGAGGCCAGUAAACCCAUAUCUAUCCCUUCUACUUCCACAUCAACCUCAAUCACUUCCGAACCCGCCCCAUCUCGUGAAUCAUCGCUACCCGAUCAGCCCAAACUCACCCCGGAGGAAGCUAUCAAAGCUGAAGAAGCCUCUCUUAGAGCAUUGGAAGCUUCCCUCAUCCCUUUACGCAGAUCAUCACAAGCCAACCAAUCUGGUUCUCCUCCACCUUCUACAAGACAGUUACCCUCUUCCCCUCCUCCAACCAAAAGUACAAUACAAAUACAGACUCCGGCUAAACCCGCAUUUGGAUAUCCUUCCCAGACACCAGCAAGGGAAAUGCCGCAUGUGACGAACAGCCUGGUAGUCAAUGGAAUAACGCCAAGAAGAGUCGAUCGGUUCUCACCUUUGAAACUUAUCACCCCCCGAGAGCCUCUAGGCCCAAGUGGACUGGGAGAUUCUCAACGUACUGGGGGAGCAAUGGGAGGGAGGAGAAGUAUAUUUGGUAGAGCUAGUAUAAUGGGAACUCAUAGGGUGACAAGUGGUAGUGGUAGUGGAACGGGAUCUUUGGGAUCAAGUACGAGUGGACCGUUGAGUACGCCUUAUAAUAAGAUGUUAUCGGAGGCAGAGGCGCGAAAUCAAGAAUACCCAUCGGAACAACAAUCAGAGAGAGCUGGAGCUGGACUUGACGAGAGGGAAGAACAAGAUGAAACUAUCCGCAUACCCCGUCCCGCUUCUCCACCUACUUUAGCACCUGUUGUAAACACUCCUUCUACACCUGCAAGACCUCUGGAUGAGCCACAGGGCGCAAAUACACCCAAAGCUGGUGGGGCUGAGAAGAUUAGUGAGGGGAAUGGUGGUAUGGCGGGUAUCGAUCUGAAUAAUGAGAAUGUCAAAGCUGGUAUCGCCAAAGUAUGGAGUACGUUAGGCGAGAUGAUGCGUCAGGGAUUUAAAGAUGGUCAGACUGUUAAUGAAAAUGUUGAAUCUUCAGUGAAACACCUCAUUCAUCUCUCAUCAUCUGACUUACCAUCUCCUUCGUCCCCAUCAUCAUCUUCCAUCUCUUCCCUUUCCACCGCCCCCAAUCUUGGUAAACCAAUAACAUCCGAAACCAUCUUAUUCUCGCAUCUCAUACUGUCCAUAUUGAAACAGCCCGAUGGAGUAGAUAUGAACGAAUUGAAAGAGCAUCUAGGAUCCAUUGCCAAAGCACGUUAUUUCGAUGGUGCUUCAAGUAAUGCUACGAAGAUCAUUUAUGCUGCUGUGGGAAAGAGGAUGGUAAGGAUUGAUAGGAAAGGAGGGAUGGUCAAAGUGAAAUUUGCGGAUUAA
Messenger RNA from Kwoniella mangroviensis CBS 8507, 1821 nucleotides. RefSeq lists its product as uncharacterized. The coding region runs from base 1 to 1821 and encodes 606 amino acids. NCBI's taxonomy places the organism in Eukaryota, Fungi, Basidiomycota, Tremellomycetes, Tremellales, Cryptococcaceae. The record is from RefSeq and is a predicted model, not a curated record. The transcript has 5 exons.